This is a messenger RNA of Drosophila busckii, 692 nucleotides long. RefSeq lists its product as uncharacterized. The coding region runs from base 31 to 498 and encodes 155 amino acids. The transcript is spliced from 2 exons. NCBI's taxonomy places the organism in Eukaryota, Metazoa, Arthropoda, Insecta, Diptera, Drosophilidae. The record is from RefSeq and is a predicted model, not a curated record.
UCGACUGCCGGCAUCGGAUCAGACAGCUUAAUGAGCUUUAAUUUCGCAUUAACAACAGCAACUACGUCUGUUUGUUGUUACGUAGCAAUGCAGCCGCGAACUUGGCAAGCAACUUACGAUUUAAACACUGAGCUGAGCCAGUCGGAUUCGACAUCGCUGCCCAUGCCUAGAAUACGAGCGCAUACGCAUUUAUCAACGGCGCCCGCUGCACAGCCAGACUAUUGGAGCUUAUAUGCAGUUGGUGCUGAGAGGCCAAGAUCGAUGCAUAAAAACAUAUCAGCGCCGCAGGAGCUUUAUACAGAGACACAGCGACGCAAGCUGAAGCAGUAUUAUGCCGAUUUGAUUGCUGCGGAACGUUAUCCACUGCCCUGGUGCUAUCUUUGUCAGCUCUGUCCGGAUGUCAGCUUGCUGAAGAGUCGCAUUAAAUACGCGGAUACUUGUCGCAAUGUUUACUGUUGGGGACCCAAGCAGCUUGGCCAGAAACUGGGACGAACAUAACAUUAGUCUGUUAUAUACGCUUAUAUGUCAAUGUAGCUUUUCUUUAAAAUACUAAAUGUAUUUUAUAAGAGAGAAGUAGCUUUGACAUAUGAGUGCAUAGUUCAAGCUAAACUAUUUAUAUACUUAACCAAACAAUAAUAGACUAACAAGAUGUAAUUAUAAAUGCAACAUGAAUUAUAGACGAGAAAUUUCAA